CUCCUGCCUCCUCCCCCGUCCGCCCCGCCCCGUCCCGCCCGGCCCCGCAGCCCCGCGUGUUCGCUGACUCGCCGAGCCCCCGCUGCGGGGAUGGGCGCGCUGCUCCGAGCGCUCCUGCUCCCGCUGUUGGCGCAGUGGCUCUUGCGCGCAGCCCCCGCGCUGGCCCCGGCUCCCUUCACGCUACCCCUCCAGGUGGCCGCAGCCACGAGCCACGGAGCCUCGGCUAUUCCUGGGCUCGGGACUCCUGAGAUACCCCGUGCAGAUGGCCUGGCGCUAGCUCUGGAGCCAGCCGGGGCUGCCGCCAACUUCUUGGCUAUGGUGGACAACCUGCAGGGGGACUCCGGCCGCGGCUACUACCUGGAGAUGCUGAUCGGGACCCCGCCGCAGAAGCUGCAGAUUCUUGUGGACACGGGAAGCAGUAACUUCGCUGUGGCGGGCGCCCCACAUUCCUAUAUAGACUCCUACUUUGAUUCAGAGAGAUCCAGCACAUACCACUCCAAGGGCUUUGAUGUCACUGUGAAGUACACACAGGGAAGCUGGACUGGCUUCGUGGGUGAGGACCUUGUCACCAUCCCAAAAGGCUUCAACAGCUCUUUCCUGGUCAACAUUGCCACUAUUUUUGAGUCUGAGAAUUUCUUUUUGCCUGGGAUUAAAUGGAAUGGAAUUCUCGGACUUGCUUACGCUGCCUUGGCCAAGCCAUCAAGUUCUCUGGAGACCUUCUUUGAUUCCCUGGUGGCCCAAGCAAAGAUUCCAGACAUUUUCUCCAUGCAGAUGUGCGGGGCUGGAUUGCCAGUAGCUGGAUCUGGUACCAACGGAGGUAGUCUUGUCCUUGGUGGGAUUGAACCAAGUUUGUAUAAAGGAGACAUUUGGUAUACCCCAAUUAAAGAGGAAUGGUACUAUCAGAUAGAGAUCCUGAAAUUGGAAAUCGGAGGCCAGAGCCUCAAUCUGGACUGCAGAGAGUAUAAUGCGGACAAGGCCAUCGUGGACAGUGGCACCACACUCCUGCGCCUGCCCCAGAAGGUGUUCGAUGCGGUGGUGGAAGCUGUGGCACGCACAUCUCUGAUUCCAGAGUUUUCUGAUGGCUUCUGGACAGGGGCCCAGCUGGCAUGCUGGACAAAUUCUGAAACGCCAUGGGCAUAUUUCCCUAAGAUCUCUAUCUACCUGAGAGAUGAGAACUCCAGUCGCUCCUUCCGAAUCACCAUCCUGCCACAGCUCUACAUUCAGCCCAUGAUGGGAGCUGGUCUCAAUUAUGAAUGCUAUCGCUUUGGUAUCUCCUCCUCCACAAACGCACUGGUAAUUGGUGCCACCGUGAUGGAGGGGUUCUACGUGGUCUUUGACAGAGCUCGGAAGAGGGUGGGCUUUGCAGCAAGUCCCUGUGCAGAAAUCGCAGGGACCACAGUGUCUGAAAUUUCCGGGCCCUUUUCCACGGAAGACAUAGCCAGCAACUGUGUCCCAGCACAGGCUCUGAACGAGCCCAUCUUGUGGAUUGUGUCCUACGCCCUGAUGAGUGUGUGUGGAGCCAUCCUCCUGGUUCUGCUUCUCCUCCUGCUGCUCCCGGUGCGAUGCCGACGUGCUCCCCGUGACCCUGAGGUCGUUAAUGAUGAAUCCUCACUGGUCAGACAUCGCUGGAAAUGAAGAACCCCAUCUGAACUCCAGUAGCCUUGAACUCACUCUUCCAAGAGGGAUGUCUCCAGUCGACUUUUCUGUCCGUUUGUCUGGAAUCUCGGCUGUGCAUCUCAAUGCCUUCCAGACUCACUGUAUCUUGAUUACUCUUGAUUUCCAAGCUUCCAAAUCUUUUCUACUUCGGAGGGGAAUGAUAAUAAAAACAGUUCAUUGUGAACCAAAAUGGUGCAUUGGGCUUCCGGCUUUAUGGGACUGGUUAUGCCAAACUGCCCAGUGUACCUCCAGAAACAAAAAACAAUCCAAACAAGUUGAAAUAGACCAUCCAUGGUUAGUCAUCAUCCCUUCUUCAACCUCAGGAAAAAUGAAUACAUUUAGUUCCUAGUUUUGGUUUUGACCAUGUUAGAGGGUAUUUGCCAGACCACUGCCUGGUCUAGAACAAAUGAAAAGGUUUUAAAUAUUCUAGCUCUGUGCCUGAAACUCACUCAGCCUUCUUCCUAACCUGACUGCCUACAGGCCCUUGGUUGGGUAGGUCUUGUGCUCCACAGAGAAUGAGAAUUGACACACAGGUCACACCCCAUACAAGUCCUUGCCAGGGGAAGGUCUUCUGACCAUCUAGAGUAGGAUGGAGUUCUGAUGAAAUGCCUGUGGUAUCUUUCACGUGAAGGUAAAGAUGUCUCUUGUGUGGCUUGGGUGGGAUACAGGCAACCUCAUUCCCAUCAUUGCCCUGGCCCAUAAGGUGAGGCAGAACAGGUGCAGGGUUGCAUGCCACUCUUUGACAUUCUGUCUCCUUGCUGAUCAUGGUCACAUACACUUAUUCAGAUUUAAAGUUAAUUAAUCGUGUUUUAAUGAGGAAAACAAACUCCCCCCCUUUCUCUCUGCCACCGUAAUUGUUUCUUUUCUCCAAAUCUUCUCUGGAACUAAGUUGGUAAUUACUGAUCUGGGAAAUGGAGACAUGGCCAGAUGCCCGUGCUUCUGACCAGCUGUCGGGGAAGGAAGACUCGUGACUUGGAGCCUUUCCACUUUUCUGAGUCCUUUGAAGCCUUGCAUUUCCCUUCAUAAAAUGCCUGGGGCCCUAGUGUGCCAUCCAAAGCAACUUGAAGGCACCUGGCUGGCUGAUGACCUGUGUGGUGUGGUUCUUCCCUCUGGGGGAAUUAAAGCCUUAGCAGUGGGGGAAUCAGCAGUGUCUGUAUUUACUGCCAUUUGAGGCCUUUGUCAAAGAGAAGUGAGACCUCUAACUCCAGGCGGCCACUUGUUUAUGGUGGGACAUAACUGGCAUGCAGAGCGAAUCUUGCUUCCAGCCACAUUCCUGUGCCAAGUUCAGUGUCACGUGGUGCUGCCUCUGGGACAGGUUGGAUAGAAGACAUUCCUCCCAGAGUACUAAGUGUCCCCUUCGGCAGGAGUGUCUUGGUGUUGACAACAGACCUUGUAUGGACAUCUCAGCCAUCUGUGCUGCUCACCCGGUCACCUCCAUAUUGAGAAAUACAUGGCUAUGCCAAGGAUAUGCAGGAGCCAUCCAGCAUGUUGCAGUGAACUGGAAGACUCCCCGGUAGCCAGAGGAACCUUCUGUGAGACUCUUGUGGGAGAGGGAUUGAGCUGUGGCAGGAGAAAGAUCAAGCAGAAGCAGGGACAGCACCGUGUUCUCACAUGCUCACAGAUGUAUCGGGCCUGCCCUGGCUGAGGAUGAGUAAUUCCAAAAUGCACUAUAGGGUUAGAAAUCUCUAGAAGUGGGAUUCUGCUUUCAUGUUGAUUUUUCCAUUGAUUCCUGUCUGCUAGGCAGGUCUGCAUGGAAAUGAACCAGGUUCUCACAGACUCUGCCCAACUUCCCUGUGCUGUGAGGACUCUCAGUCCCUAAAACAGAAGGGGGCUGAUCAGUUUUCACACUCAGGAUGCCUGGUUCUUUGUAACAGGUCAAGAUUCUGAAGUAUGAAAGUUUCUGCCACACCAGGUUAGUGGGUACCCACAUCACAGUACAGGAUGCUGACAAGCAGGUGUCCUGGCAGGUGGGAGAGUACUACUAUUUUCUAUAUUUCGUAUCAAAUGUGUCUACCUUUGUAUCUCAGAUACCAUUGGAUGUGACAUUUUGAUGGAUAUGCUUAAGUUAUAAAAGCAUAACUUAGCAACCAGAAUGAAAUAGAUGGUUGAAUUUGGGACAUUUUCCUGGCAUGUACUGCUUUUGAAUUCAAAACUGUGGUGACGCCCACCAUCUCAAGUUCUGCAAACUGAGACUUCACUUGGCAGACUUUCAGGAAGGUUUACCUUGAACAGAAACUGAAGUAGCACCCUUUUGAGGGUCUCAGUUUUAUUUCGAAUAGGAUGAGGAAAACACUGGUAGAUGGGGAUGCCUCCCACCUGCAAGAUGCAACUUUGCUUCAGUUUGUCAUAAACCUGCCAGCUCUGGUGAGAAACC
Chionomys nivalis (European snow vole) is the source of this 4030-nucleotide messenger RNA. It is a transcript of the gene Bace2, whose product is annotated as beta-secretase 2. The coding region runs from base 91 to 1635 and encodes 514 amino acids. Gene Ontology annotation, cellular component: membrane; endosome; trans-Golgi network. The record is from RefSeq and is a predicted model, not a curated record. Gene Ontology annotation, molecular function: aspartic-type endopeptidase activity. The transcript is spliced from 9 exons. Lineage: Eukaryota; Metazoa; Chordata; Mammalia; Rodentia; Cricetidae. Gene Ontology annotation, biological process: amyloid-beta metabolic process; membrane protein ectodomain proteolysis.